UGUGCUGGCGGCUGGAACCGCGGGGAGUGCGGCGUUCGCUGCGGUGUUUCUCGUGCCGGUUUCGCGCGGCCCGCCGGAGACUGAGGGAAGAAAGGCUGGUGCUCCGCCUCGCCCGCUUGAGUUGGACGUAGAGUAGUCCCUUUCCGCCAGGCAAGUGCUGUAGGAAGCGGACCCCGCCCCCUUCCCGGCCUAGACUUCCUUUCCCCUCCCUGCCCCCGGCCCGGUGGGGACCCCCUCGGUUCCUCUUGUGCCGGCAGCGAGCCCCUGCCAAGGUCAUGAGGCUCGUGAGGAAGGACAUCGAGAAAGACAAUGCGGGCCAGGUGACCCUGGUCCCCGAGGAGCCGGAGGACAUGUGGCACACCUACAAUCUAGUGCAGGUGGGCGACAGCUUGCGCGCCUCCACCAUCCGCAAGGUACAGACCGAGUCCUCCACGGGCAGCGUGGGAAGCAACCGGGUGCGCACUACCCUCACUCUGUGCGUGGAGGCCAUCGACUUCGACUCUCAGGCCUGCCAGCUGCGGGUCAAGGGGACCAACAUCCAAGAGAAUGAGUAUGUCAAGAUGGGGGCUUACCACACCAUCGAGCUGGAGCCCAACCGCCAGUUCACCCUGGCCAAGAAACAGUGGGACAGUGUCGUUCUGGAGCGCAUCGAGCAGGCCUGUGACCCAGCCUGGAGCGCCGAUGUGGCAGCUGUGGUCAUGCAGGAAGGCCUCGCCCAUAUCUGCUUAGUCACUCCCAGUAUGACCCUCACUCGGGCCAAGGUGGAGGUGAACAUCCCUCGGAAACGGAAGGGCAACUGCUCCCAGCAUGACCGGGCCUUGGAGCGGUUCUAUGAACAGGUGGUCCAGGCCAUCCAGCGCCACAUCCACUUCGAUGUUGUAAAGUGCAUCCUGGUGGCCAGCCCCGGAUUUGUGAGGGAGCAGUUCUGCGACUACAUGUUUCAACAAGCCGUGAAGACCGACAACAAAGUGCUCCUGGAAAACCGGUCCAAAUUCCUUCAGGUCCAUGCCUCCUCUGGACACAAGUACUCCCUGAAGGAGGCCCUUUGUGACCCUGCCGUGGCUAGCCGCCUUUCAGACACUAAAGCUGCUGGGGAAGUAAAAGCCUUGGAUGACUUCUAUAAAAUGUUACAACAUGAACCAGACCGAGCUUUUUAUGGACUCAAGCAGGUGGAGAAGGCCAAUGAGGCCAUGGCAAUUGACACAUUGCUCAUCAGCGAUGAGCUCUUCAGGCACCAGGAUGUGGCCACUCGGAGCCGGUAUGUGAAGCUGGUGGACAGCGUGAAAGAGAAUGCAGGCACUGUUAGGAUAUUCUCCAGUCUUCAUGUCUCUGGGGAACAGCUCAGCCAGUUGACUGGAGUAGCUGCCAUUCUCCGCUUCCCUGUCCCUGAACUCUCUGACCAAGAGGAUGAUUCCAGUUCUGAAGAAGAUUAAUGAUUGGAACUUAGAAUCCAGACAACCUUGGGUCUCCUUCCCUCUUACAUUUUCUCAGCAUCCUUGUGACCGGGAGCUGCGAGAGUGACACUUUGUGGUCCUUAACAGGGAUUUCUCAUGUGUUUAGUCUCACUAGGUAUUCUGUGGUUGGCAGGGCAUGUGUUCAGACUAAAGAAUAAAUUAAAAGGAAAUAAUCUCCAAGUACGGUAUACCAUCUUUAUUAAUUAGGAUAAUUUUAUAUAGGAAUUAUGAGUUACCUGCAGUAAUGAAAAACAUUUUGUGUAUUUAAUAAGAACGCCUAUAUAUUCUUUAGGAUAGAUCAUAAAAUCCCAUUGCUUCAUGCUUUGAAAUAGUUUUCCUUAGGAAAAGCUUUUUAAUAUUUCAUUAUCCUCAAUUUACAUUAUUUUAAUUCUGCAUAGUGUUUCUUACACUGCUUUUAUUGAUCCCUUUUCUCCCAAAUUCCCCUACACUCCCCAUUUUUUUAAUUUUUAAGUUUAUUUGCUAUUAAAUUAUAGCCAAAUAAUUAGUAGACUUUUCUUGAAGGCAAGUUUAAAAUGGUAUUUUUCUUAGGAGACUUGUUAAACCAAUCAUGUUAAAAGUAAGCUCUUGGUGUUUUUGUGUUAGAAUUAAUCAUAUUUGCUAUAGAGGACCACUUAAUCAGGUAUUUUUAGAUCAUAGAGUUGUGAGCUGCUGGGGAUUCUCAAGAUAAUCUAUUUGAGGCAUCUUUAUUUUUAAAAUGAGACUAAGGCAUAUGAUUUGCUUGUCACGUGGCUAAUGGCAAAGCUGGAAGUAGUCCCCAUUUCUUUGCACUGCCACACUAUUUAUGUAUUUAUUUUUUCGUUCGUCAUAGACUUAAUGCUAUCUUAUAUUUGUAUGUGGCGUUAGUCUGUGUUUCACAUUCUUAUUGCACUUUCUCUACACCCUUAUUUAGGGGUGAGAAAGCCUGUUCAGAACAGAAAGUUCGAGUAAGUCACAUUGUUAAUAUAUGGCAGUUGACUUGAACUCCAGUACUAUUUAGUACAAUUAGGGAAUCUCUGCAAAUACCUGAGAGUUUACAAUAUUUUUUUUAUUAAGUAUUUUUGAUGUGCAUUUCUAAGAGUUAGGGAGGGAGCCUAGGAAUGGAACUGCAUCUUAACCAUUUAUAAACCUCACCAUAGCACAGUAAUUAGGAAAGGCCUUAUGAAGACAGAGUGCUAAUUUAGUUUGUAACUCCAGGAUCAGUGGUACCCACUUCAAGUAGGGAUGCUGAGUAAACGUUUGCUUUUCCUUUCUGUCUGGGCUUUUCUCCUGGUGUAAGUACCAGGUUUGGGGAUUAUUUUUUAUAAACUUCCUAACUAAUCUGAACCUUUUUUUCUGUAAUUAGGAAUAGACACCUCAUAUACUUUAAAAUCACAUUUUUACAUAUCUACCUCCUAAUCUAAAAAUAGUUCAGAUUAUUUCAUUAUAAUUCCAUGAAUAUUUAACUUGAAAGUAUUAUUAAAAGUAUGUUAUUAAAUAAUUUGAUAGGAGUAUAGAAGCGAAGCCACUAAGAUUCUUAAUGUUAGAACCUGAUUGAUAAUGGAUCAUAUUCUCAGUAAGAAUAUGGAGAUUUGUAGCAUCUAUUAUUCUCAUAAUCUAUGUACUGGUUAUUCCGAGCUGUGGUACUUACGGUAAUAGAAGCCAGGGGAGAUAAAACGUACCAGUAGACCUAACCAAUGCAUUUUAGGCCAUAGGUUCACACAUUGAGCUGCUUGUUAAUCUCUCGGGAGCUUUUAAAACUCAGUAUCCAGACUGGACCCCAGAUUAAAUAACCUUUCACCCCUAGAAGUGUUUAAACCUCCCCAGGUGAUUCCAAUAGGCAUAAAGGCUGAGAGCCACUGAAGGCCUUGCUAUUCAAAAGUGUAUGGUCUGUGGACCAGCAGCAGCCCUGGAAUCCAGGGCUCUAUCCUGGACCUACUGAGAUGCAAUCUGUAUUUUAACAUCUUCAGUUGAUUGCUGUGCAUAAUAAAAUCUGACAAAAAUAAGCUAUAGUUUAUUCUCCCUAUGCUGGUAAAUCUCUGGCUGGGGUUGCCAGCCAUAGAGAAAAAAAUUUGAGUUUUGAGGUCUUUCGAGAGAGUUAACCAGCCAAUAUUCAGUUUAACUCUCCAUAACACUUCUCUAAAUAAAACCCUGUUUUUUAUGUCUACAAAGUAUUUAAAAUAUCUUUGAGAAUUUCUAUUUUUAAAAAGUUACAUUUUGUACCAUUAUCAAGAGUAUAAAUUGUCCUAGAUGCAUAGGUAGAAAUAUCAAAAUGGAGACAAGCGUAUAAAAGUAAAAAUUCUAAUAAUUAUUUUUUACUGUUAUCUAAAAAACAAAAUGAACCAUAAGUCUUUGGAAAUUGUACUCAGUUGUCUAAUUCCAAUUGCUAUUUAUUAAUAAGGAAUGACUAUGUAGUAACAAAUGGAAACACUACCAGUAACAUACCUCUCCUGCUAUCAUGUACUGUAAAUUUCCAUUCACCAUCAGGUUCUUGUUGUGAACAAACAUUUGCUACCCCACUAGGCGCAAUAAAUGAGAAGCUUGCAAACUGUUUUAUUUUGCUCUACAUAUGAUACAUAUCAAACUACGUUUUGCUAUUCCUGGUCCACCAUUUAUAUGUUAAAUAUUUUGCUGAUUUUAUGUCUGGAUUGUUGAUUAUGGAUUACACUUUCAUUACCCCCUUAUAUGUAAGUUGGAUCUUUUUCCUCUCAGAUCCCGCUAGAGUAGCUUUGUAAAGCUACCUUUCCUUUGUCUCUACUUACUUCCUAUCACUAACUUUAGUUUCCUUUUUUAAUCACUAUGACGAUUUCUCUCAAACCUCAAAGUUUCUUUGACAGAAGUGACAUAAUUUCUGCAAUUCAUGUAUUCUGGAACUGAAAUUCUCUUUAUUGCUAAAAAUAAAAGUGCACAAAUGAAA
Messenger RNA from Equus caballus (horse), 4347 nucleotides. RefSeq names its product pelota mRNA surveillance and ribosome rescue factor (gene PELO). Gene Ontology annotation, biological process: nonfunctional rRNA decay; ribosome disassembly; RNA surveillance. Lineage: Eukaryota; Metazoa; Chordata; Mammalia; Perissodactyla; Equidae. The record is from RefSeq and is a predicted model, not a curated record. Gene Ontology annotation, cellular component: cytoplasm.